CAUAUGGAGGCGGUCCCUGACGCCCUGCUGUUCAGUCUGACUCCAAACUCUGAGCUCCGGCGGAUCAGAGGCAGCGCUUUAUCUCUGAUUCCAUCACUACUGACUGUCAUCACAGGUCCAUCCCAGCAGGCACCGCGGCUCUGCCAGCUCACCUACGGCGAAGCGAAGUGAAGAGAUCAGCUGAUCGGACAGCAGGCCGGAGACGCGAUGGCUCAGCGAAUACAGGACAUCAUGCGGCUGUGCUGCGAGGUGUCGGCCAACCAGCAGAUGAAAGCGGCAGUGAAGGGUUCUGGAAAGGGAGCGGCCGUGGCUGGGGGCGGAGCCUUUUUGGGCGGUCUUUUAGCCGGACCACCGGGGAUCGCUGCAGGUGGAGCUCUGGGAGGCCUGCUGGGAUACUGGCUGACCAGUGGUCAGUUUAAACCAGUUCCUGAGAUCAUCAUGGCGCUCCCGCCACAGCAGCAGCAGAAGCUCUACUCCGACGUUAUGGCGAUUUUGGGCACACUGGACUGGGUGGAUGUCGUCCAGCUGGUCACGCUGGUGAUGGGAAAUGCGACGAUGCAGCAGCAGGUUGCCGCCGCCGUCCUCAGCUACGUCACCAAAGAGCUGAAGGCGGAGGUGCGCUACGGAGACUGACCACCAGGGGGAGAUUGGAUACUCACUGCUUCAUAUUUGAGCCUGGUGCCUUACUGCUUUAUUUAUAUGGGUAAUUUAAGCUCUAUUUUAGAUGAACGAAUGACUUUAUAAAGGAUCUUAAAGCGACACUUUGUCCAAAAUCUCAUUUUCGCCCGAAUGUAGUCGAGCCAGCGAAGACAUGUGGAGCUACGAGGCCAAUGUAGCUAACAGGUGAUGGGUCGGUUCAGGUGCCUGAAUCGCCGCACUGCAUGGAGAUGAUCAAUAAUCUCUAGAUUGGCUUGAUCGUGUGGUUCCUGACACGGUGGCUCCCUGUUAUCUGUAAGCAUGGCUGAAGUGAAGCUGCUUAGCUGAACACGGGAUUCUGUCUCUUUCGUCUGUGUUGAUACGUUUGGGUGAGGAGAUGGUUUGUUGGGUGAAUUGUUGCUUUGAAGUUCUGAAAUGUCUAUCAUGAAGUACAAGCUGACCUCUUUAGCUUUUUAGGAUGAAUUAGAGUUAUAAAUUAUAGUUUUUUCUAGUCACAACAAAAGAUAUUUUGCACUGAUGUUUUGUACACAAGAGAAGUCUUUAUUUUUAUUUGAAUGCGUUCUAUUAGGGAUACAGUGUACUUCUCACUAUUGCAUCAUGUGUGAUUUGGAUGAGAACAUCAUGUUGGUACCUGAACUUGUUUAAUAAAUGGUCGUUAUUAAA
Messenger RNA from Pygocentrus nattereri (red-bellied piranha), 1320 nucleotides. Its product is annotated as protein C19orf12 homolog. The transcript has 3 exons. The coding region runs from base 208 to 633 and encodes 141 amino acids. The record is from RefSeq and is a predicted model, not a curated record. Lineage: Eukaryota; Metazoa; Chordata; Actinopteri; Characiformes; Serrasalmidae.